CUCAUCCACAAAUCACUCUAUGGCAUUGGGCCGACUAUUUCACUACGCGUUCGACGCUGUUUUGAUCUCUACUCUGGCCGCCGGUGUGCGCCGAUCGAGCGGGUUCAGGCAAGUAAACAUGAGAGCUCGCUGAUGACACGCACUCAGCCUUCUCUUGUUAGCCCGGACUCUACAAUUAUCACAGACCCCACUCUUCGCCCUUGGGGGGAUGUCUCCCAAUCCUAUUACGAUUCCAACGGCGUCUGCAGGACAGCACAGUGCCGUAAAUGUCUUGACUCGCCUGCAAAAUCUCUUCCCGCUAUCUCCGGCUGCUGCACAACACUCACUAAAUUCGACUGCAACCCCUCCAGUCUACACUCCGUCCCAGCUGCUCCCAAGUCUCUAAAAGUUCGCAUCGUAACAUGGAAUAUGCACGACUCUCUUCCUCAGGUGGGCCGAUACUACCUUGUACAUAUUUCGGGCCUCAGAGCAGUGAACCCAGGGCGAUUUAGAGGAACUCUUGGGGAAAGUCCCACUGUACACUACCAGCGAGGCUUCAGCCGACACCGCUUUCCCUCAACUUCGGCCGAUGAUGCCCAUCCUUACCAUCUGGUUAUUGUUGCCGGUCAGGAAUGUCCGUCCAUGCUGAGGAUUCCGAUGGGUCUCGGAGCUGGAUUCAAACUCAUUGAUCGUGAAAAGGACAAGGAAACGGACAAGCCACGGGAUCGAGAGGGUGAGGGGAGGGAACCCCUCGCUCAUCAUGAGGGCUUCGGAUGGACGUCUAUGAUUGAAGACUGGCUUUGUCAUGGUGUACGAGGCGCAUCCCCUACUCCGUCGGAUAUCAGUUCACCGAAACCUCUCGCCCCUCGAUCCUCGCCGAAGGAUAGGAGAGGACCGUACCAGCUCUUGGUAAAAGAGCGCAUGAUGGGGCUGUACCUCUCCGUCUACAUCCACCGUGAAUUGCGACCCUUCGUCAAAGGGAUAUCCCGAUCUGCAGUGACGGCCGGUCUGAUUGGCGGAAGAGUUGGGAAUAAAGGUGGUGUAGGUAUCAGUUUGGAUAUUGCAGGUAUGCCUGAAGCGUUGCUGGUGCACAUGGAAUGCCACAAGUACGACAGGAACCACAUUCCUAUUCAUCAAUGCGCAUCUUGCGGCACACGAGGGGAAAGUCAAUCACAGACUGGCGAACUUCGCAAAGAUCAAAAUCUGACAGACAAAUUCGAUUUCACCUUUCUCUGUGGUGAUUUGAACUUCCGUUUGGAUAUCACCAGACUGCAUGCAGACUGGUUAAUUUCUCGCCAAGACUACUCUCAAGCCCUCGCAUUCGACCAGCUGCGUAAAGCUAUGCAGAGUGGCGAGGCUUUUGCGGGAUUCCACGAAGCACCCAUCAAUUUCCCUCCAACCUUCAAGUACGAUGUUUUGCGCACAAUCAAACGUCCCCGCCGAGGUUCAAUGAUGGAGCGAUGGAAGCCUCCUGCGGAGCGAAGCACUCGAAUAACUGAGAUCGAGGAACAGUCUCGGGAAGAGGGUGACGAGAGCGACGGAGAAGCUGAAGCUGUUGAAGCGGGCGAGGCGGCUUCACUGUCGUCAUCUGUGUGGACUUCGAUGCACUCGAAGCACGGGACAGACGCAGACGAAGACUGUGCACAGCCUUCUCCUUCAUCUAACGGAAGGAGCUCAUUGAGCUCGCCUGCCAGCCGCUUGUCGCUCUCUGCAGCAGCUUCCAAGGCUAAAAACAAAUGGCUGGCGUUGGUAUCUCCAUCCUCACCCCAGCGAUGGUCAUUUGAUGGGGUUGGGCUGCCUCCGAGUCUCAAGCGCCUGAGCUCAAGCAAAUCCAAUGCAUGGAUCAGCGACGAGGAGGAGGACCAGGACGAGGACAAGGGUGUCUACGAUUCGUCCCACAAGAAACGAGUGCCCAGUUGGUGUGACCGUGUCCUGUGGAAGUCAACAGUCCAACUGCACGUAGAUUCAGAGGAGGACGAUGCUUCUGACUUUGGAUCCGGUCGACCUCGCACUCGUGUCGCUCAGUUUCUUGCGAAUGCGCUCAGGCCGCUUUCAUCGCGCACGAACAGUCGAAGAGGCUCGUACAGCUCCUUUGUGUCCAGUGCCUCAUCUGCUGAGGCCGCAUCUGUCUCAUCGCCACCGACCCCGGAGGAUGUUGACCUAGGACAGCAGGCUCCCUUCUCUCGGUUUGUCGCACGGAGCAGAUCCAGCGAGGCCAUUACUAUGUCUUCGCCACCAGGGUCUCAUCCCUCACCAAUAUCUCCUGGCCCUCGACCACGACGAGCCUCGCUGGUUCAUGAUCACCGAGCGGCCACUCCUUCUCGAUGGCGUUUCUUCCCCUCGUUUCUGAGUCACCCAUCCGCUCACAGCAGCGAUGGGCCGCCCUCCGAUGGGCCCAGACGGGGAGAAGUUUUUUGCACCAGUUAUCGGACUUUGGAUGAUCGAGGAAUGCGACGCUUAGAAGGUCGUAGUGACCAUAGACCAGUCAUCGGAACAUAUACCAUCUACAUUUAGAUCACAUUUAGAUACCCAUACUUCCCUGUAAUGCCAUAUUUGUACCAACAAUCACUCCCAUUCAGCCCUCAUGCAGGGCAUGUCUCAUGCGCGUGUGCAGUGUUGCCGAUUCCCUGACAGCUAACCAGGCUUCAACAAAUACUACCCGCCGGAUUUCUUCGAUAAUGUCGACAAACACGGGAGUUUGAACGCAUACAGAGGCAAGCACGCUCUAGGCGACCGGGCUAGAAAGCUCGACCAGGGAAUCCUCAUAACCCGCUUUGAGCUUCCGUUCAAUAUCUGGUGCGGGACAUGCAAUAACCACAUCGGAAUGGGUGUGCGAUACAAUGCGGAGAAGAAGAAAGUCGGCGCUUACUAUUCUACGCCCAUCUUCUCGUUUCGAUGUAAAUGUCAUCUAUGCGACGGUUGGUUCGAGAUCCAGACGGAUCCCAAGAAUACCCGCUAUGUCGUUGUUUCUGGUGCUCGUCAAAAGGAAGAGAAUUGGGAUCCGGAAGAAAACGGCGGCUUCGCUGUUCAUGACACGGAAGCGAGUGCCGCUCCUGUUGACCCUCUCGCCUCAUUAGAGAAGAGUUCGGAAGCACAGAAAGGUCUUGUAAAAGCCCAGGACCGAGUGGAAUCCUUGCAGGAGGUGUCAGAUCAUUUCAACGCGGAUCCCUUUGCGCACUCUCAGCGCAUUCGGAAGAAGUUCCGUCAGGAGAAGAAAGUGGAAUUGGCGAAGCGAAAAGCGGACGACGGGAUCCGGGAUCGCUACGGUCUCCCAGAAGAGUUGAGUCUUGUGGAGGAUGACGAGAGCACCAGGGACGAAGCGCGGAAGCAGUGGCUACAAAGCCGACAAGAGCUUGCCACGGCCCAAAGUAAACGGCGCAAACUGGGGGCGCCGGGAUUGAGCAGCACUGGCGGACUGGCUCAGUUGCGUGCUCGUGUCUUGCAAAGCACGGGUCGACGGCCACGGACUUGACUGUAUGCAUAGUACAAUUACAAUACGUAUAACAACCCAAUGCAAAUGAAAUCGAUAGCGAGAUAAAACAACAGAUACGAGUACAGAAAGCCGAUUAAACUAUUAAUGAAAUCCGAGGUGACUAGGGAUGGACAGCCCACGGCUGCUCGAGAGUUUGCAUUGGACUGUCCCAUUUCCACUGGCCGGAAUGGAAAUGUGCCGACUCGCCGCCGUCCACUUCCUUCCAGACUCCCAAGCGAAGAAAAUCGUUAUAAUCCUCCGGUUUUGGAUCCGUUUCCGAGAGAGACUCGGGGCUUGGAUUUGUUGAAGAUGUUGACGAUACCAGAUCCGGAGUGGCCGCCUUGGACUCGGACUCGGCCGCAUCUUCAUCCGGACCAAACGAAGAGAAGUCAAAAAACUCGACAAACUCGUCUGGGCCUGGCACCCUAAGCUCUCGCCCCCGACCGCAUCAAGCGAAAGCCCGUCUUCAGUCGCACCACCAAAGUCUUUAAAUAUAGUAUCUAGUGUUUCCGAGAAAUCGCGGGUGAUGCCUGAGUCCUGCCCGCUACUGUCGGAAGCCAUCUUGAACAAUUCGGUCAUCUGCUCAAGGAGGGUGGCACUGUCCUCCUCCGUCCGGGCCUUGUCGAACUGGUCGGCCCGUGCCUUCAGGGACUCGCUCGGAGGUCCAUCCCAUUCCGUCUUUUGCCGUUUGGGAGGAGAUGGCUCGACCAUCGAACUGGGCCCCGGAAUCGACUGUGGUGGCGAGGAAUCCUCUUCUCGGGCUCGUUUCCCUGGUGAUGGCGCGGUGACUGGCUCGGGCAUCGGGACUGGAGUCGAGGCAGGCUUGGCAUUCGACGGCUUCCGCUUGGGCGUUACUUUACUUUUGCCCUUGCCUUUUGGCGAUUUCGGCGCCUGCGGCGAAGCCAUGUCACGAGGAGUUGAAGGUGGAGGAGUCGGACUCGGCGCAGCAGGACUUGGCGCACCGGGGGUCUUCGUCUUGCGGAUCGGCGGGUCCCGCAAGUUCAUAGGUCUUGCCGCUGAUGGAGCACUUGCAGGUGGAAUCGGCCCAGGCCGAGGAGGCAUGGGUCCCGACAUGGAACCUGACAUCUGGCCCGAGAUUUGCCCCGGCAGUUGCGCUGGUAUCUGUCCAGGCAUUUGAGCUGGCAUUUGGCCCGGGAUCGGCCCUGGCAUCUGGCCUGGCAGCGGACCAGGGACUGGAUUUCCCUGUCCUGCGGGUUUGUUCACGAGGUUCGCUAGGAUCACCGAGAAAUUCUCGUUCAUCUGCUGCACCUGGGCCAGCAUGAGACGCAGAGAGUCCAGUGUCACCAAGUAGCGGGUGCUGCCCGAGGAGAUCAUUGCUCGUUGUUGGUAUGCAGUUUGGACCUGGGAUAAUGAGCACGAGAGCCAAGGCAAGAAAGCCGACUGACGAUAAUGACAAGCCUGCAUCCGUACUUGCUCGGUGCAGCUGUUCAAGCAAGGUGUUAUAGUCGGCCCGUUGUUCCGGCGGAAUCUCGAUGGGUGGUACAUUUUGCAUCAUCCGCUCAGGACUGAACUCUUGCUUGAGUUUGGUGAUUGUGUUGAUGGCAGCCUGCACUGUUUCUCGUGAUGGCCGGGUUAUUGACGCGAGAAGCCCACCUGGCCCAUUCAUGAGCUCGGCCAUGGGUCCGUGCGGACCGGGAAAAGGUCGAUUGACAUUCCCGGACAUCAUGGCACCGGACGGCGGAAAUCCUGGAUUCAUUCCGGUCUGUUCUCGAGGUCCAGCCAGCUGAUGUCGGAAGUUGCCUUGCUCGGCAGCAUUGCGCGCCAAAGUCGCCCGAUGAUUCUCCACAAACAUGAUCAUGUUCUCCGGGAUGUUCCGCCGACGAAGCUCAGCAGCAGAAAGAUGCGCAUAACUCAUGAUCAUCUGCAUCUGCUGCUGAUUCACAUGCUGGAUCGGGAGCUGAGGACCGGCGUUCCCUGCAGCGCCUGGUACAAUUCGUUGGGUCGCAUUGACCGCCUCCGCUUUCCUUCGGCUUUCCAUCACUGUGCUGAUGUAGACGUUGUCGAAGGAAGCGAGAUAUUCUUUAUAGAUGUGGAAGAGCUGCUGUGCGACCAUGGGACCGGACUUCGGUGGCUCCUGGUCGGUGCCUGGGAAUUGAACGAAGCCCAUUCGCCCACCGAUGGUCGACCAGAGUUCCUUCUGCACUAUCUGGAGCGCACACUCAGAGACAUGAACACACGGGAAGCGAGAAACAUACUGCUUGCAGACCACCUUCUUGCAUCACAUGAGAAUGGAGUUCAUAGAGAUCGAGUUGCCGUGCCUCAAUCAUAAGCAUGCGAGGAUUGUGCACAAUAUUGCGCUGGGUGCAAAAGUUCUUGUACACCUGUUCGAAGCGACUCCGCUCUAGGGGCGGAAUGCGAAGUUCACCGGCGGCAGCAGCCAGCGAAUUUGGGAACUGAGCACUGGACGGGCCACCUCGCGGGGGAACUGGUCCGACAGCAGGCGGAGUUGGUCGCAUCUGGGGCGAGCCAUGACCGGCAGGGGGACCGUGUCCAGGAGGCGUCGAGUUAGAGGGCGUAUUGAAAGGCACUUGGGGCUGCGAAGGAUUCGACAUCCAAGCUGGUGGUGGAGGUGGUGGCUGAUUCAUCGGCCUACAAUGGGGUCAAGAACAAAUCCAGCAGAAAGCGGGACAACAUACAUAUUCCCACCUCCUUGACCAUUCACUUGCCCUUGCAGUUGCUGCUGCUGCUGGCUCAUCUGCUUUAGGAAAUGAAUCAGCCGAGCGUAGUAUUCCUUGCGAUUCUUCAAGUCCGCAGAAAGAUCGCGAACACGUUCCAUGAACGAAGCAUCGCCCAUCCGCGUGCGUUGGCUCGUUAGCUGCACCAGUUGAUUUUCCUGGUUUGUGAUUAUGUUUUUCAGGUUUGCCGCGCGCUCUUGCAACGUCGCAUAGGUCGCGCGGUUAGGAUGAGCGGGUCCACCGCCAUUCGGAGGUACACCAGGCUGCAUGGGCCCUGAAGGCGAAGGGCGUCGCAUCCCGUCGAGAUUGGGCUGCAUGACGGGGGAGAGGAAACUUUCAGCUUGUGGGGCCUGUCCUGAGCCCAUCCCAUUCGCCUGCCCCCCUACGGCGGCCUGAUGCUGCAUGCGAUUGGGAAAAUUCAUGGAUCCGUUCUGCGGCUGUUGGCUAUGGGCAAGCGCCAUAAGCUCUAGUUGCCUGUGGGUCGCCGGAUUGUUCGGUUGCUGGAAGGAUUGCAUCAUGUUGUUGCGGUUAUUGAGGGCUUGCAUGGACGGGUUCAUGUUCUGGAAGUUGGAGUGGGACUGACCAGGCUGCUGUUGGUUCACUCCGUCGGGGAAGGAUUGUGGAGAGGAUUGGUGCAAAGGAAAUUGGGCCUGCGGUUGGGGCUGCUGGCCAGCACGACUCAAUUGUUGUGAUCGCAUAAGUUCCGCAACCUAUCGCUCUCUUUAGUUCCUCUGCGAUACAGGAGAUGUUAUUGUCUUCAGUGGGGGUUUAGGACCCCUCCUGAACGCAACACACCUGAGGAUUCAAAUGCGACGGGUCCAUGGGAUUGCUGCCCGGUCGAAAUUGAUUCUGCAUCUGCUGCAUCUGGGGCCACUGGUCGGGAAAAGGCUGGUUGUGGUUGUCCUGCUGCUGCUGCUGGAGCUGGAGGUGGGACUGCCCCAUCUGCUGUCCCAGCUGUUGAUGCUGCACAACGCCCUGAGGAAAUCCAGCAGGGAGCAUGUUGUAGCGGUCAGCCAUAGCGGGUCGGCCGCGAGGGGCGAGGUUGGAGGGAAAUGGAGGAAGAGGUUGUGGUGUGUGAGAAGACGAGGUGUCGUGCUGUGUUUGUUCUGGUCUGGUCGCUGUUAGACUCACGCACGACUCAAGAGCCGGGGCGAUUGGACGGGCGAGUGCAACGAAGCAGUCGAAUCGUCAAGUUUGACCAAGGUGACCGAGAAGAUGAGAACAAAGGUUGCAAGUCACCACCGCGUCUCGCUUGCACUGCCAUUUGCAGUUCCCGGCCAUCACUCAGACACAAAGAGGAAAUAAGAUAAAAAGAAACUUCACGCCGAUUGCUGCUGGAGAGGAGGGGGGCCGAAGCUCCAGAUUCUAGGAUUAUAUCUUCAUCGUCGUCGUCGUAGUCCUCGGCCAACUCAUCGUCGUCUAACAAGCGCUGACCUGCAUCUUCGCCCGGCCUCGUAGUUUCAUAUGUAGGACGACUCGUCACAGAGACAUUGACAUCGGCAUCCUCAUCAGCAUCCCCCGAUUCCUCUUCUGCGAUUGCUUCGUCGACAUUAUCAUCGUCAGCACCCGCACGUUUGCCGAAAAAAUAUCUCAGCCCGACAGGUAUCAGCGCACCGGCGACGACUGCAGAGAGACCGAAGAAGUUCUUCCACGAGAUGAGAUGGAAAUCGUCUGAGCUGGUCAUUUCGUCGAGACCGCCCCCAAUCGUCGUGUGAAUGACGCUCACGCCUAGAAUUCCGAGGGCAGUCGUGAUCCAGAAGACGGGAAUAGUAAUUCCGACGUGCGGGGCAAGCAGAUUGAGAACCCAAUGCGGGGGAAGCGGUGCUAUGCGCAGCACAAUCAAGAACGAGAUCAUGUUAUCCUUGUCGAUGUGAGCCGUGGCCUGUAUUCAUAUUUGAGCAGCUCACUUGAUGUUUCUGGAUCCUGCGAGCCCACUUGUCAAGCAUGGCCUUCCAUUUGGGGAAGGUCAACAGAGCUGGUCCUAGAGCAUCUGAGAUCAGGUAACACAGUGUCGCGCCAGUCGCGACACAACAGCACACUAGAGGUAAAGCUAUGGGCACCCCCCACACAGCCCCGCCUAAUAUCGACAUAUACAUCGAUCCGGGCAGGGAGAAUGCCUG
This is a messenger RNA of Mycena citricolor, 8267 nucleotides long. NCBI's taxonomy places the organism in Eukaryota, Fungi, Basidiomycota, Agaricomycetes, Agaricales, Mycenaceae. The record is from the annotation of a GenBank genome assembly.